Molecule: messenger RNA, 1269 nt
Organism: Labeo rohita (rohu)
Lineage: Eukaryota; Metazoa; Chordata; Actinopteri; Cypriniformes; Cyprinidae
Gene: ptgr1.2
Product: prostaglandin reductase 1, tandem duplicate 2
Exons: 8
Coding region: 47-1051 (334 amino acids)
Biological process (GO): prostaglandin metabolic process
Cellular component (GO): cytoplasm
Molecular function (GO): 15-oxoprostaglandin 13-reductase [NAD(P)+] activity; 2-alkenal reductase [NAD(P)H] activity
Source: RefSeq, a predicted model, not a curated record
UUCAGUUUGAAGAACUCUGCCUGUGCAGCUUCUGACUUACACAAUCAUGGUUAAAGCGAAAACUUGGAUCCUCAAAAAACACUUUGAGGGCUUUCCUAAGGAAAGCAACUUUGAACUAAGAGAAGAAGUUCUGCCAGAGCUUCAGGAUGGAGACGUGCUUGUGGAGGCAGUCUAUUUAAGUGUUGAUCCAUAUAUGAGAUCUCUGAGUAAAAUGUGGAUAAAAGAGGGGGAUGUACAAUAUGGGACUCAGGUGGCAAAGGUAGUGAAGAGCAAGGACCCAGCAUUUCCUGAGGGAUGUUAUGUGAUUGCUAAUUGUGGAUGGAGGACACACACCGUAACCAAAGCGAAGGGUCCAGCUGGGCCCAUCUUGACCCGGAUAGUAUCAGAAUGGCCCAGUGAUAUUUCAAUGUCCCUGGCCCUUGGUUCCUUGGGGAUGCCUGGUUUAACUGCUCUGUAUGGCCUGGAAGAGGUGUGUAAGAUACAACCUGGUGAGACGAUUCUGGUAAAUGCAGCCGCAGGUGCUGUAGGUGCGAUGGUGGGGCAAAUCUGCAAGAUCAAAGGCUGCAAGGUUGUGGGAUCAGCAGGAGGUGAUGACAAGGUGGCAUACCUGAAAGAACUGGGCUUUGAUGAGGCCUUCGACUACAAGACUGUCCCCUCAUUGGAGGAAACACUAAAGAACGCUUCUCCUGCAGGAUAUGACUGCUACUUUGAGAAUGUUGGAGGGCCUUUCUUUACCGCAGCGCUGAAAAACAUGAAGCCAGGAGGUCGUAUCGCUGUCUGCGGUGCAAUAGCCACUUACAAUGAUACAACACCACAGAUGUGUCCUUAUCCUCACCAUGAAAUAAUUACACGACAACUGAAGAUGGAAGGCUUUAUGGUGAGAUCUUGGCAACACAAGGAUGAAGAAUCUAUCAAGAGAAUGCUUAAAUGGAUGAAAGAGGGCAAACUUAAGGCAAGGGAAGUGGUCACUAUUGGCUUUGAGAACAUGCCAGCUGCCUUCAUGAGGAUGCUGAAGGGCGAUGGACUUGGGAAGGCUAUUGUUCAAGUCUGAAGCAUGCUUAGAAAUCCAUCUGUUUACAUGAAGUACACUGUGACACAUUUGGAGAACCUGAAUAUGUGUAAGACAGGUAACCUAGUGUAGUCUGUUUGUGUCAAAAAGGUUCAGGGAAGCAAAUUAAAUCCCAUACUUGUCCACUAAGUGAUUUUGUUUUGAAGUGUCACUAUUUUAACUGUAUUUUACUGCAAUAUGUUUACAAAUAAAACAAUGUA